Closterium sp. Yama58-4 is the source of this 2187-nucleotide messenger RNA. The record is from the annotation of a GenBank genome assembly. NCBI's taxonomy places the organism in Eukaryota, Viridiplantae, Streptophyta, Zygnematophyceae, Desmidiales, Closteriaceae.
AUGCUGCGCUGUCUGUCGGCCCAAGCAACUGAAGUCGUCCGGUCAAACCGUCAGUCGCAUAACUGCGUGCGUCUUGUUCUGCACUUCGGUUUACCCAACUGCUAUUGCUGCUGCUUUAUGGACAACCAUCACCGAUUAGAUCACGGCGGCUGUGUGAUCGGCACAGUCGCCGACGCUGCCAGCGGCGAUCACGGCGCGAGCGACGGCGCGAGAAGCGGGUAUCUGCAGCGGUUCAGCAGCAUCAGCAGCAGCUUCGCGCGUUCCAAGGCGGCUCGGAGCAACGGAGGGAGGAGCCGUUGCAGCAGCAUCGGCGGCAACUCGCUGGCGGACGGCGAUGGGGUUUGCGACGCCGCUUUUGUCGACUGUGCGACGAGCGACAGCGGAAAGAGUCGCACGAGCGACGUGAGCCAGGAACGACAGCGGUUCUGCCUCGCGACGGAAGGGUGCGAGGGGAACGUAGGACGAAUUGAGGCCGGCGCGCCUCUGGAUGACGAUGCUAGAGAGGAGUCCUUCAAGUCAGCCGCAUCGCACUCGUCCCAGCCGUCGUUUGGUUCGUGCGCCUCUUUCCAGUCGCGCACGUCGCUCGGAUCGCAAGUGUCGCAGGGGUCGCAGGGUUCCCGGCGGAGCAGCGGCGCGGUUUCGGUGAAAAAGAUACGCGCUGCUAAAGUACUGAAUCACGGCAGUGAGGACCCCCAUGUUUCCACCAUUCCCGAGUUCGCGGAGUGGAAUUGCCCCGCGGAGCCCUCCGCGCCCGACUCCGCGCACCCGCGCGGAAAGUGCUCCUCCGCGCUCUCCCGCCUCAAAGCGCGCCUGCAGCGGACUGGGGGAUCGGGGGACGCGGAGGGAUCGGCGGAGAAACAGGAGAAUCCGCCACCGCAUCAGCAGCAACGGAGGUCGGGUUAUAAGUACACCGCGCAGUUUAGAGAGCGGUACGAGCAGGUGAAGGACCGAAGCAAGUUCGACUGGCAGGGCGAAUACGGAAGCAGCAGUAGCGCGUACGGGGCUAGUGUGUGCGACGGGAACAGCAUGCGGUUCGACGGAAAUAGCAUGGGUGGUGAUGAUAGCAGCACGGUUGGCGGCGGUAGCACGUGCAGGGAAGAUAUCGGGGUGAUUGGAGCUUCAGCUUCCUCUGAAGCGACACACGCCGCAGCAGACGCAGCACCACCACCAGCAGCAGCAGCAGCAGCAGCAGCAGCAGCUGCUGCAGCAUCCCUAACACAGCAUCUUUCCCAUUUCCAGCCUUCUGAGCUGGCCGUUGCACACAAUAUCGGGGAUGUCCGCGGUGGGAAGGGCGGAUCUGUCUACGACAGCGGUGCAAUGGCUGUGUCGCCAACGCCAGCAAUAACACCAGCAGCAGCCGAAGCAGCAGCAGCAGCUUCAGCAGAAGCAGAGGCAUUGGCAGCAGCCGAAGCAGAAGCAGCGGAAGCAUUGGCAGCCGCAGGAUCAGAAGCAGAAGCAGCAACAGCAAUGGAGGCAGAACGCGCAGCGGAGACGGCUGAGGAGAGUGAACCCGGCGAGCGUCAAGUCAUUCCGGCUAGAUUCUAUGGGACUUCCCGAUUCACCGCAAUGUUUUCUCAGCGGGCUGCCCGGCGCAGAAGCGAGAAAGCUGCUGCAGCAGGAGCAGCAGCCCCACCUGCACCCGCCUCUGCUGCAGAAACAGACGAUGCUGCUGCUUCUGCUGCUUCCUCAGUCCCUCAAUCCCCCAUCACUGGUUACCCUACAUCAUCAAUUCCUGCAGCUGCCACCAAUGCAGCUUUCUCUGCUGCUGUCUCUCCUACUGCUGUGAGCAUGUGCACUCCCACCAGUGCCUCUACCGGAAAAGCCAGCAGGAUGGAUCGAUCUGAUACCAGCGAGCCCAGCAGCAGCCGCAACAGCAGCAGCAGCAGCAGCAGCAGCAGCCUCGCCAGUGCCAGGCCACGCGAGGGGAGCAUUGAGACUGAGAAGAUGAAAUCUAUCCCAGCAGCAGCGGAGGAAUUAUCGGCAGGAAGUGCAUGCACUGAGCUUACAUCCAGUUACGGUCCGAACGGUGGCCGCCAGAGCAGCAGCAGUCGCCGCAGCAGCAGUGGCAGCCCUUUUGAGAACAUGGCUUGGCCCACGCCCCAGCCAAAGCUGGCAGCUCGGAUCAGUAGGGAGAAGAAGCGAGCCAAGUUGCAUUGGCUGUGGGCACUCUUUCAGCGAAUGCUCUGA